Molecule: messenger RNA, 693 nt
Organism: Adineta steineri
Lineage: Eukaryota; Metazoa; Rotifera; Eurotatoria; Adinetida; Adinetidae
Source: the annotation of a GenBank genome assembly
AUGUUGAAACUAUUUGUUUUUGUAUUAUUUUUCUUGUCUUUACAAUGUAUUUUAUUUACUAAUGGACUCGUAGUAAGUCAAACAUCUUGUCCAUUACCGCCAAAAUUAAAAAAUAAUUAUGAUUAUGAUUGGAAAUCACGAAAUAAUGAAUGGGUAAAUACAAAAAGUAAAACAGAUUAUUUACUUCUCAGUCUCUCAUGGUCACCAACCUUUUGUGCAUCACUCCCGGAUAGAGUACGUGAUAACGAAUUUCAAUGUUCUCGAAGUGAUUCAUUUGGUCUUAUUGUUCAUGGACUUUGGCCACAAACAUCUGGAUCAUCAUCGUAUCGUGAUCAACCUCGAAAUUGUCGAAAUGAACAACAACUUCCAACAUCACUUAUUAAACGUUUUUAUUGUCUUAUGCCUGAUGAAGAUUUAAUGCAAGCAGAAUGGGAAAAACAUGGUUCAUGUUAUUUUAAAACACCAAUGGAAUAUUUUACAGUAAUAGAAAAUCUUUUUAAUCAAUUAAAAAUUCCUGAUAUUCGUACUAUGAAACAACCAACCUAUAAAACAAUUAGAGAUGCUUUUGUUUCAUUAAAUUCACCUAAUUUAUUUUAUUCAGCUAUUAAUGUUCAAAUGAAUCAAGAAGGUCAAUUAGGUGAAAUCAGAAUUUGUUAUGAUCUACAAUACAAGUUUAUUAGUUGUAAACAAUAA